Messenger RNA from Alligator mississippiensis (American alligator), 5594 nucleotides. It is a transcript of the gene CARMIL2, whose product is annotated as capping protein regulator and myosin 1 linker 2. Gene Ontology annotation, cellular component: lamellipodium; plasma membrane. The record is from RefSeq and is a predicted model, not a curated record. The transcript is spliced from 40 exons. Bases 77 to 4666 code for a protein of 1529 amino acids. Gene Ontology annotation, molecular function: protein binding. NCBI's taxonomy places the organism in Eukaryota, Metazoa, Chordata, Crocodylia, Alligatoridae. Gene Ontology annotation, biological process: regulation of Arp2/3 complex-mediated actin nucleation; cell migration.
GUGGAGGCUGUAUAGAAGGAUGCUGCUUGGGUAGUUCUCUGCUCCUAUCUGGGCUGGACUCCAGCAGGCCCCAGAGAUGGCUGUCUCCCUGGGAGGGAUUCCAAGCGAGGUGCAAGAAAGCAUCACAGCCUUCCUGGGGACAAAGGAAGUUGUCCUGGUCAAGAGUGUCCAGCUGCAGAUCAAAUCCAAGUAUGAAGACUACAUCAUGGUCCUAACCCCUUGGAGGGCAUAUGUGCUGCAAGUAAUACUCCCAAUCAGGGUGCAGAGCAGCUUCAGCUUCCUGGAGGUGCGAGAGAUUGUAGUCCGCGAGCCUAGCCUGGUUGUCAUAGAAACCGAUACAUCUUCUUAUGCCUUUAGGCUGAUGUCAUUUGAUGAUUUGGAGCAGAUUGUCAUCCACGUCACCAUGUCGCUUAAAAAGGUCUUUCCAGAUUCUUCACCUGGGAAACUGCUCAAGAAUUCUCCCCCCAAUUUGUAUGAGAGAAUCCGAAAGACGACAGAAUCCCUAGAGGAAAUGCUGCAGAACAACCAAGGGCCUUGUGGUGGGUUUUCGGAGACGUAUGCUGCUUUAUGUGAUUACAACGGCUUUGCCUUCAGGGAGGAGAUCCAGUGGGAUGUGGACAAUAUUUACAACAGCCAAGACUGCCGAGAGUUCAACCUGUUGGACUUUAGCCACCUUGAGAGCAGGCACCCUCUCCAUAACUCCACUCAUUGUUCUAUCCCUUUGUCCUACUGCAGAGAUGUUGCCCUUAGUGUUGCCGCAUUGUCCUUCAACCUGUGGUUCACAAAGCUGUACUGUAAGGACUUCAGGCUGAAUCUGGAGAUUUCUGAACAGCUGCUGUAUAUGCUCAGCAAAUCGAUGACACUGGAAGAGUUGGUACUGGAAAACAGUGGGUUAAAAUAUGAAUUUGCUCAGAGGAUGGCCCAGGCAUUAAGCAGGCACCCAGACUCUGCUCUUAGCACAAUCAGUCUAGCUGGCAACCAGUUGGAGGACAGAGGGAUAAUUGCUUUCAGCCGGCACUUGGAGAAACGGUCAAAGGGCCUGCAGAGCCUGAACUUCUCCAGGACCUCGCUGACUGCAAAAGGAAUGAAUACUUUAUGCCAGUCCCUUGCAGCAAAUGGAGUCUUCAGUACUUCCCUUUAUCACCUGGAUCUCUCUGGAAAUCCUGGCAUUCUUGCCACAGAGGAUGCUAGCAGUUUGCAUAGUUUCCUCAGCUGCUCCAACUCAUUAUCUCACCUUAACCUGUCUGGGACAGACUGUGCUUUGGAUGCACUUCUUGCAGCAUUAGCUGAGGGAUGCCGUGCUAACCUUGUGCAUCUGGAUCUCUCCAAAAACAUCUAUUCACACAAAAGGGUGAAAGAUGUCACUCCUGCUAUCAAGCAAUUCUUCAGCAACGCCUCCGUCCUCAAGUAUGUUUCAUUAGCAGGAACCAAGCUGCCUCCAGAUGUUCUCCGGGCCUUGCUCCAGGGUCUGGCAUAUAACAGUCAGAUCAGUGACCUGCACCUGGACCUUAGUAACUGUGAGCUGAGAUCUGCAGGUGCCCAGGUGAUCCAGGAUCUGAUUUUUGAUGCCAAUUCAAUUAGUGAUUUGGAUUUAUCAGACAAUGGUUUUGAUUCUGAUAUGGUCACUUUGGUGCUGUCUAUUGGGAGAAGCAAAUCCAUUAGGCAUGUCUCUUUAGGAAAGAAUUUUAGCAUCAAAUCCAAGGACAGUCUUGCUGAUGUUCUUCACCGGAUUGUUCAGCUCACACAGGAGGAUGAUUGUCCUCUUCAGUCCCUGUCAGUAGCUGACUCACGGCUGAAAUCAGGAACCAAUGUCCUUCUGAGUGCUCUGGGCAGUAAUACUAGCCUUACCAAGUUGGACAUCAGCGGGAACACAAUGGGUGACACAGGAGCCAGGAUGCUAGCCAAAGCCCUGCAGAUCAACACAAAGCUCAGGACAGUCAUUUGGGACAGAAACAACACAACGGCAAAUGGUUUCCUUGAUGUUGCGCAUGCUUUGGAAAGGAAUUACACCCUGAAGUCCAUGCCUUUGCCAAUGAGUGAUGUGAUGCAAGCAUAUCGGAACAAUCCAGAAAAAACAGAAGAAGCGGUGCACAAGAUACAAUCUUGCCUAAUGAGGAACCAGAUGCGGCGAGCCCUGCCCAAGCAAACCUUUCGGCUGCAGCAGGGGAUUGUGACCAGCUCAUCCGAACAGAUGGUGAAUGAGUUGUGCCUCAGUGUACAGAAGCACAUCGAUGUUCUGAACUCAUGCCUGGGGAGAGAGGUGGAAGCUGAUAUCCUCUGUGCAGAGGAAUCCAUUAAGAAUGCAAACCAUUCCAUCAGUAUCUUGCCACUCUUAUAUGAGGCAGGAGAUGCUCCCUACCAGAAUGGUAAACUGCAGCAUAAAUUGGAAAGCCUUACAGAAGAAGCCUUGCAGGCCUGCAGCCGUGAGAUUCAGGUGCUGAUGCAGGCCACACUGGAUACCACACAGAAUCUGUGUCCCAAAAUCCUGCAGAAAAGUGGCAUUCGGGAUCAGCUGAUCAACGCAAUGUCUGAAAGGGUCAUUCUUCAGGACCACCUCAACCUGAGCGUCAUCCUAGACCAACUGGUCACUGAUGUGUUCAACAAGCUAAAUGAGAUCAAGCUGUCUGUCACUGCAGCUGUGGCGGACAGGAUAAUCGACGAGGUUCUGGAGGACUUGACUAUAGCUCAGUGCAAGCUGGCAGAAAGUCUCCCAAGACACUCUCAGGAUCUUCAGUUGCUGCAGACAGAUAUUAUGGAGGAGGAUAAUGUCCUGCUAAUGAAGAGCAGGAAUCUGCUGGAGUUGGCUGAGAAAGGCUUUGCAGUGGAGGAGUGCAAGAUGGCUCUGCGAAGGAAAAACAAGCACUUCAGAAGCAUCCGGCCAACGCCUGCCAUGAGAAGUCUCUCGGAGCUCAAUCUUCAGGCAGAGGCAGAAGAUAACGAGACUGGAACUCACCAGGCUCUGCUGUCAGUCAGCUGUGCCUCUGUGAAGUCACGCCCUGCCUCCACAAAGGAUGCUGAGGCUGGAAGCAGUUUGCUUCCUUGCACAGAGCUUGCAUCCACACAAUCCCUUAUGGACCUGCCAACUGAGGGAGAGAAACUGGAGCAUUAUACCCGAACUAGGCCCAGGCCCAACCGCAGAAACAAGCAGCCUCCAAGCAAGCCAAAUGUCCAGCCAGUCUCCUGUGACAAUGAUGAGGAUAGGAGCAUUACUAGAGUGGAUGAAGGGCUAGACGAGUUCUUCACCAAGAAGUUGAUCCAAGAGGAAUUGCCCCGAGCUGCACUGGAAAUCUGCCCAGAUUCAGCUCCUCUCACAUCCUCUGGCUCCCGGACCUUCAAGAAGAAAAUAGGAAACUUCUUUGCAUUCAAGAAGCCCAAGUCCACCAGGGUCUCCAAGUGUGAGAAGGAACCUGAGGGGAGCCCAGUGGCAGCCAAAGGCAGGAAGUCUAUGCUGAGUGACAUUUUAAGGUCUUCGAGUAAGGCAGGGGAAGCUGCCAAGCCCCUGAGCAAAUCUGAAGAGGGUGGGUUGGCUGUGGAGCCCAGAGCCGAUACAGAACACAGCCAGACCCCCGAUGCUGCCCGCAGGAUCAGGCCCAAGUAUUCCAGAGAAGGCAAAUCACAGUCACUCAUACUCCUAUCUGGGGAGGAUGAGGAGGUGCUAGGAGUGAAACAUGAAAAGAAAAGGCACUUUGAGAAGAGUGAUGGAGAGAUCCCCAACUCCUUUGAGCAGCGAGUCCAUGUCAUGCUCCACCGCAUUGGGGUCACCAAGGUUCUGUCCUCUGAGGGCAAGAAGAAGCAGAAUAAAGAUGGUGAGAUCAAGAAGGCUGGUUCAGAUGGUGACAUUGUGGACAGCUCUGCGGACUCUCCUCCCCCCUCCCUGAAAUCACGAACUCACUCCGUAUCAACAGAUGCCUCUUUGCGAAGUCGCCCUGCUGACACCUUGGGCCGAGCAGCAGUAGUGGAGCAGGGCAGUGUGCCCAGCGAGACAAGGCUGACCUGGAAGGCCUUGGGGAAGCAACUAAAUGCUGAGCUCAAGGGCAAGUGUUCUGAACUCCAUUCUCCCUCCAGGAGGCCCUUUGUCAUCCAAGAGCAGAGCAGCCCCACAGAGAAGCAGUCCAGGGAGACCUGGAGCAGCAGCUUGCCCAGGACUGGAAGGAGCCCUCCAGUGCCUUCACCAAGGAGAAUUAGCAAUUCAGGAGACGCCAGGGCAACCUCUGAACUGUUGAGUUCACCUGCAGCUGUAGACACAAUUGCUGAAGACAAUCAACUGAAACUCAAACCUCCUCUGAAAAACAUGGCCAACAGGAGAGCCAUUUCGGUUCAUGAAGAACAGCUCAGGGACCAAGACUGCAUGGCUGAACUAGAGAAUGUAACAAUCCCUCUUCGUUUGCGGCGCUCCCCUGUAUUCAAACGGAGGAAUAAACCUGAGGCCACAGCAGACACUGAGACAAAUAGUGAGCUCGCCUCCCAGCCUGAACCUCAGAGCACUCUGAAACAGGAACCACAUGGUGCCAGGGGACCUAUGGAGGAGCUGCACCUCAAGCCCGGAGCAGAAACAGCAAAGGACCUGUUGCAAGUCAUGGAAGAGACUAUUGAGAAUGCACACAACAUAGCCAUAGACCAAAGAACUGCGGCACUGGGAUCAAAAGCACCCACCCAGGGCCAGUGAGCUAGCGGAUGCCACUGCACGCGAUCAUUUCCAAUACAACACUGCGAAUGAGUGCAAGAGGAACGUCCAUGUUUUGCAAGAACUACUCGGCUAUCUAUGCUGCAUAGACAGGACAGCAGAGAAAUACUGGAGGGGGCCCCAGGACUGCUCUACAUCCCACCAUUGCUCCUGGUUUUUAACGUCAGUGCUUCCUAUGGAAACAGUGACAGAAAGUAGCUUGCCCGCCCCCUUGGGGCUGCUGAGAAUUCCUGAUCGAUCAGAGGUGGACCAUCCCUUGCCACCUUUCACCAUUAUCCAUGCUUUCCACACAAGUGCCCAGGUGGUUUCACACUCCAGAUGGCUAAACCAAAACGCCAAAGGCAACCGCCUGGGUUUGCAAUCACCCUGAUCCAUUUCCUCUAGCAGCUGUAUGUUUGGAUGCAUGCUCAGCUGUAAGUAUUUGGCAAUAAUAGCCAUGGGACAGUAGCUUGCUUGUGUACAUGCACAGGAGCUUUCAUUGUAUUGUACUGGCAAGUAUUGACAACAUUUGCACUAUGCUGCACUGGGGAUGGGGGGUGGUAAGGACGAGAGCAGCUAUGUGAUGAAAUCCAAGCUGCUUACUACAUGGGGAUCUGACAAACUGGAAUCUUGCCUAUGGGCCAGCUCAAGUCAGUCCCCUCAAACUAACAGAAUGGGCAGGUCCAGCCAGUUAAACUUAUCUCUCUGCAAGCUGCAGGCCCAGUCAGUUAGCUUCUACCCAACCAGAGCAUCCACAGCAAUGGCUGUCUUGCCGGGAGAAGGCAAAGACUGGUCUGGGAGUGAUGGGACCUUGUGGCCAAGUAUGUGGCCCUCCAGUGUGGCAGGCUGAAAAUUGUGUGGCAGCUUUCAGCCAGCUAAAAGUAAUAGAGCUGUUGAUUAAUUAAAUUAGAACAUGAACUGAUCCAAGUGA